Paramormyrops kingsleyae is the source of this 7343-nucleotide messenger RNA. The record is from RefSeq and is a predicted model, not a curated record. NCBI's taxonomy places the organism in Eukaryota, Metazoa, Chordata, Actinopteri, Osteoglossiformes, Mormyridae.
CCGCCUUCUUUUUCUCAUCGCAGGAAUCGGUGUAGGUUGAGCAGAGUGUUGAUUUCCAAGGAAAACCAAAGUUUUGACAGGGACGUGGUCGUGAAAAUGGGGAGUCUGCAGCUGUGUUUAGGUCCAGAUCUUGUGGGAUCUAUCCAAUCCUCAUUCUGAGUGGGCGUAGUGGCCAUGACGUAAGCAUUUUCAUCCCCUCUGGAGUGACCUGUGGAUGAACGACGGACAGUGUGUAUCAGGAUGCCAGAGAUGACAGAGAAUGCGAGCCGUCCUCACAAGCCCCAGAGGAAGAAAAACAAGGAAACACACAAUGCUGUGGAGAGACAUCGGAAGAAAAAGAUCAACGCUGGAAUUAACCGCAUUGGCGAGCUCCUCCCCUGCUCCCAAGCCCUGAAACAGAGUAAGAACAUGAUUCUGGACCAGGCCUAUCGCUACAUCACAGAACUGAAGCAGCAGAACGACACACUUCUACUCAAUGGUGGAGACAAGGUGCAAGCAGAGGAGAUCCGGAGGCUUCGGCGCCAGCUGGACGAGCUCCGCAAGGAAAGCGCCCACUACAUGGAGCUGCUGAAGGCCAACGGCAUCAACUUUCUGGAUGACCCCACAGUACACUGGAAAGGCAGGCUGGGCCGCACCCGGCUCUCCAAGGUCACCCCAGCGCACUUGGUCCCCGAGGGCAUAAUUGUCUACUCCAACGGGAACGUACUUUGCCCCGCAGGGGAGGAUCCGGCUGCCUCCAGCCAGAACGCAGGGAAACGGUCUGGUGACAUCAUAGCCAACCAGCCUGCAUGCAGUGUGGCACCUGCAUCCAGGACCAAAUUCUGCUUACAGGACCCCCCGGCCUCUCCUGCGGCCCAGCUCGUGCCUGUUCCAGGUCUCAUGGCUGUGGAGCAACACGCAAGUGACCCUCACGUCAUCUCCAAGCUGCCCGGUGCAGUGUCUUACAUCGCCGUCCCGGCAGUCUGCCCCCUGUCGGCAACUAGCUUGGCCACACCCCUGCCCUCAAUCUCCACGGCAACGCAUGGCCCUGCAUCCCAGGUCACUCUCCCUCUGGGGCCUCUCGCAGUCCCCACCCUGCCCUCAGCUCUUGGUUCCACACCACAGUCUCAGGAGUCAGCCCUGAGGACUCUGGCCUUGGACUCUUCUGCUGGAGUUGCCCCGGAACAGGGCCCCCGAUCACUCAGCACGGUUACCCUCCCCCAGAGUGUUGGGGACAGCCAUGCGCUCAGGAUUGGCAGCACCGGAAGCACGCAAACAACGUGGACAACGCUGCAGCUGGGCCCAAAUAGUGUGCAGCCUUUCUGUCACGCCAUAGGCAGCACUGCCUCUCCCACACAAACAUGCAACAGUACCGCACAUAGCCUGCAGGGGGCACUCAUGUGUCCUACUGGCUCUGUUACCUCCAUUCAGCCUGUGCUGGCACAAGCCCAGGUCCAGAGUCCCCCUCCUGUACUGGGCCCCCCUCAGGUCACAGUCCAGACCUCCAUGCAGGUCCCGCUACCGCCCCCUGUUCACGUCCCGCUGCAGAGCACUGCACAGGCCCCACUCCAGGCCACACCCACAGUUCUGCCCCUGAUGCAGACCAUGCAGGUGUUGCAGAUGCGGAGCAGCAUAGCGCCUCCCACUCCCCAAACCUCCAGUAACACCAAAGUGGUCAUCCUCCAGCCAGCCAAUCCACCUGCACCACAGGCAGUGAUCAGGGAAGGCUUAGCCAAUCAAUCAUCUUGCCAGCACAUUGUCAUCAUUCAGGCAAAUAAUCAGAACUCCCUACAGCAGAACCCCAGUGUGAAUGGGGCCCCGGUCGCAGUUCCUCUAACACAGCAGAUUGUUACGUCCAGCUGUCCGGCUUCCACUACUAAUGUGCACACGGUCGGCGGAAAGCAUCUGGUGCACAUUCUGCCACGACCACUAGCUCCACCCACUUCUAGCCCAGCACCACCCAUGCAGGCACCCCAGACCAUAACAGUGAAUGGGCAGGUCUUCGCUCUGCAGGCAGUGAAGCCACCGGCCGGGUCAUCUGUGAAGACUGCCCUGCAGAUUGUCCAGCCUACAACCAGCGAGGACCCAAACACCAACCUCACACUGCACACCCUGGGGGCACUCGCCGAUCUCAACCAGAGUAUUUCAAAUGUGUCCAAUCAGAGCCUACAACUCAAUGUGACCCCGCCCUCCUAUCCUCUGGCCCCGAUUCCUUUUCCCGUCACCACAGCAGCAGUAAAUUGUAGUCCUGCUUUAGCCACCUCUACCACUUCGGUUAUCAGUCCAGUUGGGGGCCCUGUGAAGGUAUUACUGAGGAAACCCGGGCCAACCCUAGCAGCGAAACCUAAGUCAAGACGCCCUGCCUCUAAGAAGGGUGUUUCAACCAAGAAAAUGGCACCCAGACAGAGGGAUGAUUCUCUCCCUCAUCCUGGAAUGGGAGCAGGUCAGAUUCUGCCUGCAAUUGAAAAGCAAAUCCAGUCGACAGAGCCUUCAACAUCAACCGACAUGCCAGAAAGGUGCUCCUCUGCCAGGUCUACAGAACCUGCCCUUCAGCAGUCUGAGGAACUUAACAAUGCACAGUGUGUCACGUCCACAGUGGGUGGAACCUCUGGCUCUGGUGCCAGUUCCAGUGCUAGUAGAUCCAUAGUUUCCACUUCAGGUUCUCCGGAGUGUAUCUUUGCCGUUAGCCAUAUGACUUUGACACUGAAUGGACCUACAGUUACUAGUGAGAGUCCUGCUCAGAGCAAAUCCAUAUCAUCUACUGCAGGUUCUUCAGAAUGUAGUAAAUCUGUGGUCAUCUUCACCAUUAGUGGACCCACGGUGUCUCCAGUGAGUGAACCUGUAGUGUCCGGUGCGACUUUGACGGAAUUCCCACCUGCUGUGAGCUGUGUCAGUUCCUCGAUCAGUAGACCCAUAGAUUCUCCUGUGAGUUCCACAGUGAGUAAACUUCUAGUUACCAAUGACGCUUCCACUAUUGGUAACCACAAAGUGCCCAGUUCUAGCUUUACAGUUACUGGGUUGAGUUUGUUGACGGGCACAUCGGUCAGUCAUCCUUUAGACCUUCAGGAUUCCCUGGCUAACGAACGCCCAGCACUUACUGCCUCUUCUUUGGCUACCCUUACAAGACCGUGUUCAGUAUUCACUUCCUCACCUGCUCCAAACGUUCUUCCUCCACUCACUGAGUGCGCAAAGUCCACUCCUCCUCAGACUGUGAUUUCCCCAUUAGAACCCACAAUGUUGUCUUUGGCAUCGCCCCAGGGUAAUACUGUUCCUACUGAGCCAAGCAUGAAGACUGCUGGAAGAGAUAGUGACCCCAGUGGACACAGGUUAUCUGAUGAGGGAACAGAUAAAGGGGUUCCAGGAGGAGGAGAUGAGCUGUCCAGGAAGGCUUCGGCUCCACCACAACAUGUGUGUGAAAUGGAGCAGGACACUCUUGGGCAGCCUCUGCUAUCCAGCCGACAGACGGAGUCCCCUGUGUUAGCUGGGCCUGGUGGUGCUCGUGGGUUCUCUGUGGCGUCCAUGCUUCCCCCUUGCCAUGGAGUGAGCGCACCUGGAGUCUCCUUUGCCACCUUCACCUUUACCUCGGAACAAGCAGAGAUCUUGGCUAUGGCUGCCAGAGCUAUCUUUGAACAAGACAGUCCCGGGAGGAGAUCUGGAAGCUGUGGGAUGGAGAGUCCCACACCUGGCCUUGCAUCAGGUCUCUCCUCAGGUCCCACGUCAGACUGGGACCUUACAAAAGCUCAGCAGACCUCCCACUCCAAGGAGAGGCCAACAGGAUCCCAGCCCAAGCUGCCAAAAGCAAGCGAAAUUACAGCAGCUAGGCCUCUUUCUGAGGUCUCUGUUGAGUCUCUAGAAGCACCGGCUAGGGAGCUUCUGGCUGCUUCCUACCCACAGUCUUCCCAGGCCCAUUCCCAGUCCUCCCACUCUCCCAGUGCCGGUAGCCUCAGUGUUAAUAACUUGAUAAGGCCUACUAGUUCCUGUCAGCCCUAUCCCUGUUCACCAAGCUUGCCGCAGCAGGUAUCAGCGCCAUCACCUGUGGUCCCCUCUAUGACCCAGCCCCCUGUUCUCCUCCCACCCUGCUCUGCCUCGGGACAAUUAUCUGAGUUGACUCCCUCGAAGACAGCCCUCAUGAGGGCAGCGGGUGCCGAACGCCGCAUGAAGGACUUGCCCAAACGCACCGCCCAGGAUGACAUGAUGGUAUCAGGCAGCAAGAGGCCAAAGCCCUGCUCUGCCAAUGCCGUGACCCGAAUAGACAUGAAGGCUGUGUCUUCAGAUCAUGUGCAGGUGAUGCCUGGGCACCCUCCUGCUAGCUUAGGAAGCUCAUCUGCUCCCGGCAACCGAGCUCACUCCACAGAUGGGAUCAGCCCAUUGUUCCCCGGGAAUAGCUUCAUGAACACGGUCCUAAGGCAAACCGAUAGCCACUGCAGCUCCCAGGUGCUCCAGCAGGAGCAUCUGCAGCCGAGUCGCAGUCAACAUGGCAAUACUGGCCACCACCAAACAGGAAACCCUUACCUGAAGCAACAGGAGCAGCAGCAGCUUCAAGGCCAAAGGCAACAUCUGUACCAGCUGCAGCACCACUUGAUCCAACCUGACCCCACACAGCUUCAUAGCCUCCACCAGAGGGUACUGCAGCAAGAUCAACACAUACAAAAAAAGCGGGGAAUGGUCCGAGGAGGUCAACAAGCACCAAUCAUUAGCCUUACACAGAAGCAGCAUCAUGUGGAGAAGAAUGGACAACAGCAGCAGCAACCGCAGCAGCAGCACCAUCAGCAACAGCAGCAGCAACCGCAGCAGCAGCACCAUCAGCAACAGCAGCAGCAACCGCAGCAGCAGCACCAUCAGCAACAACAGCAACCUCAGCAGCAGCACCAUCAGCAACAACAGCAGCAACCGCAGCAGCAGCACCAUCAGCAAUCACAGCAUCAUCAGCAGCAACAGCAACAACAGCAUCAUCAGCAACAGCAACCACAGCAACAGCCACAGCCACAGGCUUCCCACUCGAUGCACCAACACAUCCAACAACAUCUCCAGCAGCAGCAGCACUUUGGUAGCCGCCAUCAAGAGAAGAGCCUCCUACACCCUCAGCAACAGUCACGGCAGGACCAGCAGGUCACUCAGAGCCACAGUGUCAUGCAAAGGCUGAUCAGCUCCAGGUCUCUGGAACAGCAGUUGACCCCACAAGCUGGCAGCACUGUGUCACGUUCCUCUGAUAUGACUUGUGCCCCGUCGCGGCAGGAGCGCCAUCGCAUCUCCAGCUACUCUGCAGAGGCUCUCAUUGGGAAGUCUUCGUCCAGUGGUGAGCAGCGCCUGGGGCUUCCCCUGCAGGCCCCUCGCUCUGCCCAGGACCAGCCGGACAUGCGCCCCUACCUGGAUGUGUCACGAGGGAAAGGGACCCACAACCCACAGGGACGGCUUCCUCCAGAGCACCCGGGGCCUGGGGACCUGCAGCGUGUAUCUGAAUGUGCCCCCUUCAAAGCUCUGAGCGGGGGACAGCACACGCUGGCCGGCUUUGAAGCACAGGCUUCUAAGCCUGGCCCAACGGCACACCGAUCUGUGCAAACGCAAGGCUUCAGGAUGGGAUCCAGCGUAGCGGGGGACCGGCAGCCUCGGGGGCCAUACCCUGGCCAGCAGGGGGUGCCUGUGGGCACCGGGGUCCAGCGAGACCACGACAGCUGCCAGCAGAGCUUCAUGCAGAGCCUCCUGGUGCCACAGGUAGAGCAGGUGGGCCACCAGAGGGCUCCACAGUGCUGCCCCCCUGUCAGCAUGGACUAUGGCUGUGUGUCGGGCACCCCAGGGGGGGACCUGCAGGCUAAGGCUGGCAGCCCCAGCGUGCCCCCCGUACAGAAGCCACCUGCCAUGCGGCUCAGUGACACCAGCAAGGGGCACAUUAAUGCACAAAUCGGAGGCAACAUGCACAGUGGAGGGGUCAGGGCGGGCCUGCACCCCCCCACAUCUCACAGCAGCGUCGAAUCCAGUCUCCCCGCUGCCCCCCCCACAGUGGCCCGGCCACUGAAUGCAGUCAGCCAGCGUUCCCGCCACCUGGGCCCAGACACCCAGAGUGGGAAGCUGCGACCCACAGAGCGGUCUCGACCCAGCACUCUGCGGCCCGGGAACCCGUUUGAGAGCGAGGGGCACCUGGCCCUGCCCACAGGGGGCGGCGUCCUGUUGGGCCGGCAGCAGCCAGGGGGUGACGCACGCAGGGGCAGUAUUGUGCGCUUCAUGGCUGACAGCGUGCAGGUGGGGAGCGAUGGCUUGGUGUCCGACCAGCACCUGACCCAGAAUUUCGGCUUCUCCUUCAUCCCAGACAAUGCCCCCGGCAUCAAUACAAACCCCACCUUCAUGCCUCCGGUGAGCCAGUCCAGCACGGCCCGUACCCCGUCCAUCCUGCCGGUGGAGCCACAAGCCCCACUUUCCUCCUUCUACCCCUCGUACUCCCCCGCGGCACACCCCAGCCUGCCCAGUGACAUCCAGCUGCAAUACUUCCCCAACCAAAUGUUCAGCAGCCCCAACACAGAGAAGGCCCCUGGGCCGCCGCUCAACAACCGUUUCGGCUCCAUCCUGUCACCACCCCGGCCAGUGGGCUUCGCACAGGCCAGCUUCCCCCUCCUCACCGACAUGCCCCCCAUGCCCAUCACCAACUCCUCGGCCAUCACCCCGCAUCUGUCCAAUUUCAACCUAACCUCUCUAUUUCCUGAAAUCGCUACAGCGAUGCCAGCCGAUGGCUCCACCAUGCCCAUGUCCCCGCUGCUGUCUCUCAGCAACACAUCAUCCUCGGACUCCGGGAAACAGCCCAACCGCCCCGCCCACAAUAUCAGCCACAUCCUUGGGCAUGAUGGGACCUCUGCCAUCUGAUUAGAUUGGUCACGUGGGUGGCACAGUGUUAAAAAUCCACCCAUGUUCUGUUCAGGGUGCUUUUCUUAAUUUUACAUUUUUUUAUUUUUGACAAUCCUCAUUCCUGUGGACACUGCUGUUACCUGGCGUAUCUGACAACCACCAGAGACUUGGAAAGACCUUCAAAAAUGACAUUGCAUGACAGUGACACUGGCCAUAGUGAUCUAUCAUUUUCUUUAUUAUUAUUCUUUUAUUUGUUUUUUUAGAUUUCACAGAGUGGUGGGGUGAUUGGGCUCACUUUAUACAAAUGUUUACAGUUCUAUCUCCUCAGAGAGGAGGCCUGUGACAUUUUUCAGCAGCUGUAGCACAAACCGUGACUGUUUCUCACUAAAUAACCAAACUGAUAUCAGGGUUGAUUUUAUAGCAAUUUGGAGCUGUGUGUAAAAUGUAAAAUUUCUUAUUUAUAAUAACUGUUAGUACAUCAUGUAGAUACUUGUAAAUAUAUAAAGUUGAUUAUUAAAGAUUUUCUAAUU